Messenger RNA from Babesia bovis T2Bo, 2755 nucleotides. RefSeq lists its product as uncharacterized. The coding region runs from base 271 to 2655 and encodes 794 amino acids. NCBI's taxonomy places the organism in Eukaryota, Apicomplexa, Aconoidasida, Piroplasmida, Babesiidae. The transcript has a single exon. The record is from RefSeq and is a predicted model, not a curated record.
UUGUAGCUACUGACGGUCGUCAUAAUUUGUGCCGUAAGUUCUUACAAGCGAGGUCCACGACAACAAGCAAUAAUUUAAGUGUAGAAUGCGGUAUUAUAAUACAACCAUGGAUAUAUAAGGUGAUUUUAAUUAACGAGGUGUGAAUUGUAAGCUGAAAAUCCUUCUCUUGCAACUCGUCGAAACUUAAUAGCGGUGCGUGUAAGAGAUAAUUUAAUAGAGAAAGUGGUAAUUCUCCUGUUUCGGACACUUCGCUGUCAUCAAGCUAAUACUAUGGACUGGAAUGUAAUCACAACGUCGGCGUCAGCCCUGGCACCACUAGAUUCUAAGAUACAACAGUCGUCAGUUGUUAACCUCUUCAAGCUUUCCAAGGAUUGCAACAAUCAGGCAGAUCAAAAUGUGGAAAAGUCUGUUGAUGAAACGGCUACAACCAAUGCAAGGUAUGACGAUAUUUAUAAUGGGCUGAGUCAUGAUUCACUUGAUGAAAGUGAUACACCAUGGUGUGACAAGGACUUGCAACUAUGGGAGCGGGAUAAGGCAGUAGUUGUAGAGAGUCUUAUGAAUCGUCUUAGAUCUUGUGAUGAUUCAGCACGAGUGCGUGGCAAACCAGAUAACAACCAAGAAAGACCUACUCAAAGUAAAGUUGAACCCGUGCGUUGUACACCAGAUAUUGUUAUGUCACAUGAACUUGAAAUGCUGGUCAGUUGGUUAGAUCGACAUGCACAUUACCCACUUGGCGUAACGGAUGAUGCAAAACGCAUAUUUGUAGAUAACAUGCUUCCAUUGCUCAGCCCAUGUGACGCAAACGCACAUAAUUUUAUCUCCUUCAUGCUUGAACUGCCCCCGCUAGGGGAUGGGACGCAAAAUGGAUUUAUGAAAAAAUAUCUUAGGGUAUCUUUGCAACAUUUGCAAAAACAGGCUUGGGGUUCUCUUCAUCUGGCAUUACUCAACACCAAAGGAAUAUUCGUGGAUUCAUUAAUCGCAGCACCCCAAGCCAACACAGCGAAGUUACUCAGCAUAUGUGUAGAAUGUGCUAAUCAUGUAUUCCCUGGCCAUGUACAAAUCAGCCCUGAAGCUAAACCAAGGAAUAGUGAAUAUUAUUUCUUCAUUGCAUACUUGCUAUUCCGAGCUGGCGCAGUAUACGCACUUCGGAUACUAAUUGAUAAGAACACUAAUGGCAAGGUAGCAAUACCACAAGGUAUAGAUGAAUCGGAGUACCCACCAAUGUUCGUCGAACUCUGCCAGUUGCUUGUUAGUAUCCUAAGUGAAAAGGAAUGCUCCGCUGAAAAGCAGGUGCUACUUGGCAAGUUUUCGUCUGAAUAUUUCCCAACAAAACAAACUAAAAGUAUCACACUGUUGGGUAAGGGAAGCAAUUUUUAUGUGCUUCUACUGUUAAGUGUCAUAUACCCGGAUUACUAUGCAGCAUGCGAUGCGGACUCACUCUACACCAAGGAAGAUUAUAUAUGGUACCAAAUACAUAUAAUAUUGAGUGGUUCCAAGACGUCGCUCACCAUGGCAACAACACGAUUGUGCCAUACAUUGACACAAGAGGCAGAGGCAAUCAAGCCCGAUGACCCGAAUGUAGUCGAGCGUGUACUUACCUAUGCCUAUUAUAUCGCUCUCGCUGGAGGCGUGAUGGAAACGAUGCGUUUACUCAUGUCUGCUGUACAGACUUCUAGGGUACAGGCAGUAGCACUUAUAUUCUUGGUGUACUUUGAAAAUUCUGGUAUACUUGACGGUGAUGACCUCACAUAUAUCGCAAACUCGUUGUGGAAGCUGGAAAGCAAUGCAACCCAAAUGAAAGAAACACACUAUUUAACUCAAUUGGCUUUUAACAGGAAACGCAAUGUCUCUCCAGAAUUAAAGAUUGUCUUGGCCACCAUACUGCCACAAGAAAAGGCUGCUUCGUGCAUGAAGUAUGUCAUAUCAGAAAGCUUUAAUGAUGCAGUCAACACCUGCUUUAUCGGGUCUUCCACAACAAGAAAUGGUAUGCUGAUGAUCGGCCCUUUGUUACAAAAGCUUAUAAAACUAGCUACAAGACGCAGUGCCGCAAAACUUGCUAUUCUGCUCAUGGCACAAUAUUCGGCACAUGUAGGCCUUUGGUCACCCGCUUUCAAGUGUUUCUACUGUAUACAGGACGUUGAUAACUGUGUAUCAGUACUGGAGGCAUGCUGUUGUUACCUCUAUGACAAUGUAGAACAAAAUAAUGGAAACACAGUUACUGCCGAGGAUCUUUGUGUAUAUUUCAUGUUAGCUAAAAGCCUAGCACCUAACAAUAAGCGACUGCUAGACCUCACAGGGUUGUUCGAAUGCAUCAAAACAUCUGUACUAGUCAAAAAGGGACAGUACGUAGAAGCCGUGGCUCAUGCAAAAGGGAAUCGUAUAUUUGAAGGAGUGACCCAAGUGCUGCGAAACGAAUCGCACCAAAUAUACUUCAACGCCCUGGUAGACUUUAUAAGAGCUCUUAAACACCUGGUAGCCAAUGGGCAGCAGCCAUCCACCUUGUUGACACAAGCAGAGGCCCAUAACCUUGUGGACUUACUUGAAUCCGCGUAUCAAAAUUGUAACGUUGACAAAAACCGUACUGUGGAAGCUAUACACAUGGUCAUGACCUUCGUUACUAUUGUGCCACCAAAACAAGACCAAACAUCAUCAUAGAGACUAUGAGCAUUUAAACACAAUGAUAUACUAAUGCAUUUCCCAUAGCUACGUCUAUAGUAGCUGGGAAUUGCAUCCACAAGUCACGUAAUAGUACACG